Molecule: messenger RNA, 4176 nt
Organism: Symbiodinium pilosum
Lineage: Eukaryota; Dinophyceae; Suessiales; Symbiodiniaceae
Source: the annotation of a GenBank genome assembly
GCACUGAUGGACGCCAUUGCCUUUGAAGCGCACCGAAAGCAAGAGGAGCCAAGCGUUCAGGACAUGACCAACAUACCAUGGAAGUCGGCAACGCUGUCGCCGCAGUCGGAGCAGGUGUCGAUGUUUGUGGCUGACAAGGUGACUCAUCGACAGGAUGUGUUUGCCACCAAUCAAAGCGCUCCAAUGCUUGUGUGGACCAUGUGGAAGGCUGGCUUGCGUACUGAGCUCCGGCGUCUGUUUGACCUCUGGGCCGAGGGUGCAUUUCAGCAAGUGGAGCCAUAUGGCAUCGUGGAGAUGGACAGCAGCUGGUGCAAGGAUUCCGAGCAAGACUUCGCCGUCAGGCGUAGCCUAGGCUCGUGGUUCCCUCUUCGCUGCGUUCAGAUGGAGAUGGCGGCUCUCGGCCAACCACUGCUUUUGGGGCGUCGGGCGCUGCCUGCUGCGUACCAGAAGGUGGCAAAGCUCGUUGAUUUCCUGGAGGCUACCAUGGUCGAAGGGAAUGCAGAGGAAGUUCUCACUGCAUGUGAGAACUUUGCCAAGCACAGGGGCCAGUGGCUCAAGGUGGCGGGAGGCGACAAGGCUGAGCUGCUGAAAGCCGCAGUGCAGCGCCCCCUUUUCUGCGGGGGUCAGGUUGUGCUGGAGCUUGGGGCCUUCGUGGGCUAUUCCGCCGUCCGAUUCAGCAGCGAGCUGCAGAGGCGAUUUGGCCGCGUGCUGUCCCUGAUCUCAGUGGAGGUGAACCCGCUGCAUGUCUCUUUGUCUCGCUUUCUGCUGGACAUAGCGGGCCUUGCGCAGAUUGCAGAGGUGAGACCUGGUCAAGUUAAAGAUGUUGUGGCUCAGAUUGUGGAAGAGCUGGGCUUUCACAGCACAGGAUUAUGCUUCAUGGACCACCGCGGGACCAUCUUCCAUCAGGACUUCAAUCAGCUCCUGAAGCACAGGGCCAUGGGUGCUGAGGCCCAGCUGGUGGCCGACAACACGCUGAACCCUGGUGCACCUCUCUUUCUUUGGGACAGGGGCGGUGUUCAGCGCACCAAGAUGCUGGUUGAGUUACGGACGGCCUUGCACCAUUCUGCAACAGUCUUUGCCUUGCAGACCUAUGAGUCAUCCGUGCCCAACCUGUCUGUCAUGGCGCAGAUCGCUGGUUUGCCCGGCAGGAUGGGCGGCCAACGGAAGGAACCGAGGAUACAUUUGCCUCCGGGACUCUUCAGCAGUGGGGAGUUGCUUCCUGAUAGCACCGCAAUGAGCGUAGCUGCAGCACCGCAGUUGGAGGCUAUGGAGGAAAAGCUUGGCAGUCGGCCGGAGGAGUCUACGGACGACAGUGACAGUGACCUCCCCGAGCUCUAUGAUGCGACAAGUGACAGUGGCAGCGACAACAACAACUCUGUCAAGGAGAGCCCCAUCAAGGAGCCGGAACAGCGCAAGCCGGAGCCUGCAGAGGCACAAGAGAUCCUGAAACGCUAUGCGUCAAAGUUUGGCGAAUCUCGGGACGGCGAAGCUCAGGGUUUCAACCGCCGAGCAUUCCCUUGGUAUUCUGGUGAGUCUUCCAAUGAAAAGGGCGAGGUAGGAGUGAAAGAGGUUGAGGCGGCACUCAAGAAGGGAACGCAAACUACAAAGCGCCAGGCAAAGCUCUGGGACGUCGAUUCCGAGGGUGAGCAAGUCACACUCUGUGCGCACUGCUUGCUUCCUGUUGGCGAGGUCUCCUACAGUGGACAGCAGGGCAAAUCAACAUCAAUGCAUGGCGAGUGUGCAGCUCAGCAGAUGCUGCAAGAGAUGAAGGAGAAGGACACCAAGCGUGUGAAAGAUGAGGCCGAGAAGAAGCAACAGAACCGUAGCGAGUAUGGCAUUGGCUGGACAGCCCAGCAGGUUCCGAGGAAUGCCCUCACUGCCACGAAGCUUGGAAGCAGCCCGGCACCUCAAGGUCUGUGCUGUCUCAUUUGGGAUGAGGCAGCUAGGUCUGUGCGGAUCGCAGCCACUUCCGAACCUGCUGCAGCAGUGAACCUGGAGUAUCUCUUGCUGGCAUUGAAGGUUCGGUAUCAUGCCUGCCGGGAGCCGCUCUUCUCGCUGGACCCAGUGAACCCCGAAAACCUUGAGAAGAGUAUGCUGGAGAAGCGCUUCAGCCCAUCCUGGCUUGCCGGCACAAGCGUGGGAGAUCUCAUGUUCCAGGCAGACUACUACCUGAAAGAGCUGUCCAUGGGUGAGCAUGACAUGCCCAUGAUGGGAAUGAUGAGCGUCUUCGACUGGUCGGAGGCCGACAACGUGAAGGGUGGCUGGACCGGACGCGAAUGGUUUGUGGUGAACCAAGCAGAAGUUCGACUGGCAGCCGAUAGCACGCUAAUCCCGCACGUGAAGAUGGGCGUCGAGGCCAGGACCCAGGUGGUUUCGGCAAAAGGCCUUCAAGACACGCCCAUCACCAGCAAGAAUCAUCCUCUGAGGAAGUUUGCUGACAGCUUCACGAAGCACUUCGACCUUAUUGCAGAGCGCCAAAGCGUGAUCUUCCAUUUGCGAGAGCUUGCAAAGGCUUCGGUGAUGGCCAAAUUCAUCGUGGAUUCAAGCACCAACGUGCCGUCAGAGUGGUGGAAGCUGGCCGAUGAUCUCGUGAAAUCCGCGAGGCCGGUUGACAAGCAAAUCCCGCAGUUGUGGAACAUGCGAGGUCAGUCGCGCAUCCAAGUCCGUGAUGGGAAGAUGCUGAACUCAGCAACCGGACAGUGGAGCUACUUGACCAGUGUCUACGGAGGGAUCGAAUUCCAGCUAGACCGCUUUGAGUUGGCACAGCGCCACACCCUCCGACCAGUGGGACCGGGAGCCUCCACAAUGGUGGGAGGUUUGCAGGGAAUGCAGCUGGGACCAAGUGCUGGCCGACCGGGCUUUGCCCCAGCGCGCUUCCAGCUUACGCAGCGUGCUCCGGCACCAGCGCCAGCUGCUGAGCAGCCACAGGGUGUGGACUUGAACCUAGACGGCUUCGACCUCACGUCCCCGGAACGCUUCCGAAUGGGCCUAGCCAGCUGUAGUGCCGACUCCAAUUCUCUGGAGGCGCGGGUCCCCCUGGGCCAGGCCUUCCUGGAUGGCUUGCGUCAGACGAACGGUCCCUUCAAGCCAGAGGAUCGACACUUCCUUCGCAAUCUCUACAAGGAUCAGCUCACGGACCGUACCCAAGAGGGAGAUGCAUUUGUGCCGCCUGAUCCGGACAUGAAGUAUGUGGCCAAGAUGCGGGCCCUGGUCUCCGAGGAGGAAAUCCUGCGAGGAAAGAGGGCAGCGCUCUUCUGCGAUGCAGCCUUCAUCCCAGAGAAUCCCGGGCCAGCCUUCCCGCGAUCCUGGACUUCAAAUUUCUUGGUGGAGCAGGAGGGAGUAUCUACCGGACUUGUGAAAAAGGCUUUGCGAUCAGGAAUGGUCCAGGUCUCGCUGACACCGAGCUUCAAGAAGCUCAUUCUCAGUGAGAUGCUGCCUAACACCGCUCCUGUCUUCGAGAAGAGCUCGGAGGAUGGUGUGGCGUACCGAAUCUACCAGAUUGGCUCCUUGGAGAUCCGCACCUGCCAGGAGCCUGGAGCCUCAGAGCUCGUGAAGGUCGUAUUCUCGAUUCGUGCAACCAGAUGGACCGCCCGGCCCGGAAAAGCGGAGGUGACCGAUGGCGAGAGGAUUGUGCAAGCAAGGAUGUUUGUGGAGGCAGUAGACACAGUUGGUGACUUGGCAAGGUCCAUCCACGGCAAGGCUGCAGAGCCCUCGCAGGACCUUGAUGCGCCCUGGCGUAGCCAGAAAAUGGAUCAUUGCCACUACUUCCUUGUCCUGGACACGAACAAGGAUAACGUCCUGGUCACAGAGAAAACUCUGGAUGGAUCGGUUUCGUUGGUUGUGAACCCAGAGAAUGCCGAGGAUCGUAUGUCUCUGGCCAGACUCCUCUACACCCACCAGUGCAAGGAGGGAUCUGCCUCGGUGCGUGAGGUCAAGGUUUUCCAGGCCUCCAGCGCCAAGCAGACGCCCGACGGGGCCACUGCAUCAGACAACAAGCUUUAUGCCAGGAACCUCUUCAAGCUGGCCUCUGGCAAGGCAUGGUUGGUGCGAAAGGCCAAGGGUGCUGGAAAGGGGCGUGGGACGGCAGCCCAGAAGGAAUCUAUACCACCAGCUGCUGUGCCCGCUUCAGAGAGGCGCACAUACAGCAGCAAGGUGAAGUAUGACUGCCAGGCUUAA